Molecule: messenger RNA, 765 nt
Organism: Phytophthora sojae
Lineage: Eukaryota; Oomycota; Peronosporomycetes; Peronosporales; Peronosporaceae
Exons: 1
Coding region: 1-765 (254 amino acids)
Source: RefSeq, a predicted model, not a curated record
AUGGGCAAAGCGACCGAGGUGGUGACGCCACCGACGCCGGUCGUCGCUGAGGAGCAGCCAAAUCCAGUUCAAGAUGCGCCAAAGCCGAGCACGCUGAUCUCGCUGGAGCAGCUCGAGCACCUAGACGCGGCAGGGUCAACGACGGAGCGAGUGGAGCGUCUGGAAUCCGCUUUGGGCGUCCAGCACUACCCCGUGAACCCCAGGACCAGCGUGUGGGUGGACUUUUGCUUCGGCGUGCUCAACUUCGCCCGGGACGACGCGCGCCUGCCGCCCGACAAGGCUCUCGGCCUCCUCACCCUCGCGCACGAAGUGUACGUCUUCGCGACGCAGCCGCUGCAGCAUGCCGCCGACUCACCUGUGAGUAAGCUCGCUGAGCCGGUGCCACCGAAUGAGAGCAUGGAUCCGCAAGAGCAGGCUGAGACCAAGGUCAAACGACCGACGCCCGCAUGGUCUGCUUCUCCGGACGCAUACCCAACGGUAGAAGCUGUCUACGACCAGUUCCGCGAGAAGAUCCGGCAUGCCAGCGGCGUGGGGGCGACCAACGACAAUGACCAGGAAGUGCCUUCAUGGCCAGCGGCUCCCUUUUCGCCGACGGAGGUGGCGCGCAUCGUUGCGUUUUUCACGUCGACCUUCUUCCGGCACUUGCGCGCGUACCAGUAUCUGAGCCGGGUGCCGCGCCCGAGCGUUGUGCGCGAGACUCCAGUGCCCACCGAGACUCCGCUUCCGCCACGCGCACUUGUCGACGCCACGCUGCAGGCAGAGUGA